UGUCGCAGCCUGAGGAGCCGCGAUGCCCGCGCUGCGGCGGUGCUACGCCCCCUGCCGGCGCCGCGCGACGCUGCCCGUGCUGGCGGCAGCGGGCGCCGUGUCCGCGCUCGCCCUGCUGGUGUACACGUGGGCCGGCUGCCCCGACUGCGCUCCCAGCGUCGCCCGGCCCGAACCGCGGGUCCUCACAUCCCCCGGGUCCCGCCCCCCUCCGAGGCCCCCGACGGAGAGAGCUACAGAUGCACCCCUGGCAGUGAACCACAAUGUGCACGUGUUCUACUACGCGUGGUACGGCAGCGUGGCGGUGGACGGGGAGUGGCGGCACUGGGACCACCCGUACCUGCCGAACUGGCGGCGUGAGGACAAGCGCAUGUACCCCACGAGUGCACAUGAGCCCCCGGGCGACAUCAGCUCCAACUACUACCCGGCACUGGGCUGCUACAGCUCCCGUGACCCCGCCAUCAUACGUGCCCACAUGCAGCAGCUCAAAGAUUCUGGCGUGGGCACGCUGGUGGUGUCGUGGUACCCGCCCGGCAUGGCCGACCCGGAGGGCAGCCCCCCUGACGCAGUGCUCCCCGAGCUGCUGGACGCCGCGCACGCCCACGGCCUAAAGGUGGCCGUGCACGUGGAGCCGUACCGCGGCCGCAGCCCCGCGAGCCUCGCCGAGCAGGUGCGCUACCUGGUGCUGCAGUACGGCACGCACCCCGCGCUGCUGCGCAUGGCCCGCGGCCCGCGCAGCCUGCCGGUGCUGUACGUGUACGACUCGUACCUGUUGCCGGCGGCCGCGUGGCGCGAGCUGCUCUCCCCCCGGGGAAACCUCAGCCUGCGCGGCACGCCCUUCGACGCCGUGUUCCUGGCGCUGCUCGUGGACGUGCGGCACAAGUACGAAGUCAAGCAGGCGCACUUUGACGGCUUCUACACGUACUUCGCGAGCGACGGGUUCACGUACGGCUCGACGUGGAAGAACUGGCGCGGGCUGGGCAAGUUCGCGCGGCAGCACGACCUGCUGUUCGUGCCGUCGGUGGGGCCCGGCUACGUGGACACCCAGGUGCGGCCGUGGAACGCCGGAAGCACGCGCCACCGCCAGCGCGGCCGCUACUACGGGGCGGCCUGGCGCAGCGCCCUGGCCGCGCGUGCCCGCAUCAUCAGCAUCACCUCCUUCAACGAGUGGCACGAGGGGACGCAGAUCGAGCCCGCCGUGCCGCGACCGAACUACCUCGACUACGAGCCGGAGGGAGCCCUCUUCUACCUCAACCUCACGCGGUCGUGGGUGCGAGAGUUCAGCCGCAAGUGAACACCUCCAUGUGUGUUGCUCCACGUGUGUUCUCGUUUGGAGUUCAGGGUCACGAUAUCAGCCACGUGAUAAAAUUAGAAACCUAACCAUUUGUGCGUUUGGAGUCAUUAUUUUCUGAGGCAUUGAUACUUAGAUGGCACAGCGGCAGAGGAGGAUGAUAUACUCUGGAAGGUGCAUGAGGUGGAAAUGUGGAAAAAACAAACAGAGACACAAAGGGAAAGAGUGGAGGAGUGUGUAUAGGGAAGGACUAGACCAAAGUGAAGCCUGAGAAAUAGUGGGAAGACAAGCAGAGUUGGAGAGGCUCAUGUUUCAAACAGUGGCUGGAAACUGCAAAUGAUGAUGGUGAUGAUGAUGUUUUACUGAGCUGAACAAGCUCACUCGGCGCAUACCUCAGUCGGGCAGGCAGACCUGUAGUUUUCAACUUUCAUCUCAAGCAACACUGUUACACAACGUUCAAAUAUUCACCCGCUAAAUAAGGAAACACUCAAAUUGCAACUAGUCAAAAUGACAGUAUUUUUCUUCAGAAAACAUUGCCAGAGUGUUUAUUUCACGUGUGAUACUUCACCUGCAACCUCAAAUUUUCGGAUUGUUUGUGUUGAACACAAUUAAUUUAUAUUGUUGAAUGUGUCAUUCUAACCUUGGAUUGCUUUAUUUCUGGCUAAACCACUAGCAAAUAUCUAUAUUCAUACUCAAAAACAGUAUUUAAUUUGGGGGGGGGGGGGGGGGGGAUAUUUUGGAAAUGUUAGGUGAGGUGGUCACCUGAGCACGCUAUAGUUGGUCAAAGUUUGAGUGAGUGAAGCACAAUACAAACACUGCUUUGAGUUGGUGUGAAGGGGUAAUACUUGCAUUGACCAAUGGCCAAAGAUAAAAAUAAGGGCAUUCGUUGUUUGGAUCUGAACCAAAUAUUUAUUGGCUGUGACAUUUUUGUAUGAUGUAUUAAUUAGUUCUUCUGUUAUUUUUUUUUAAAACUCUUGAUAUCUUUUUUAAAAAUGAAAGGGUAUUUAAUGAAAUACAAAUUUGUACAAUGUCACUAUUGUGUGUGAAUGUGUAAUAAAGUUAAUUGAUAACAAA
Bacillus rossius redtenbacheri is the source of this 2362-nucleotide messenger RNA. Its product is annotated as glycoprotein endo-alpha-1,2-mannosidase-like protein. The transcript has 4 exons. Gene Ontology annotation, cellular component: Golgi apparatus. The coding region runs from base 23 to 1291 and encodes 422 amino acids. Gene Ontology annotation, molecular function: alpha-mannosidase activity. The record is from RefSeq and is a predicted model, not a curated record. NCBI's taxonomy places the organism in Eukaryota, Metazoa, Arthropoda, Insecta, Phasmatodea, Bacillidae.